AUGACCUCCAAUCCAUCAACCAAUGUUGAAAGUGUCACUGCCUUGGCUAAACAUUGUGAAGACCUUGUUGAGGAAUGUGUUAGAGGCACCAUCAACAUUCUUGACUUUGCAGACAGACUUCACCAGCUUGGCAUUUCAUCUGAGGCUGCUGGAGAUUACAUCAGACUUCUGCAGGAGUGGAUUAAGCAAGCUGGCCUGUGGAGCUUGAUCAUUGCAUCCUCUAACAUACAAGAUGGUGACAAUAAGGAUAUUGGUGUGACAGACCACAGGGAGGCCACCCCAUCAGACUUGUCUCAGGCUGAGAUUGAGGAGUUUCAACAAAAGCAAGUCAAGAAAUCCAAAGCUGCUGCUAAACAGUGUCAAAAAGCCAGAUCUCAGGUGGUUGAAGAAGCUGCUUGGGUGAUGCUCUGUUCAAAGCUCCAAUUCAUUCAUCAGACAUUUAGUAUGAAUGAUCUUCAGAGCUCCAUUGCUACAGUUCUUGCUGGCAUUCUGAGGCUUGGUGACACUGUCUCACCAAAGACAGCUUCUAUUUCUCUGAUGAUUCUUGCUCAAGCACCUCACCUCACAUCCAUCAUUGCCACUGACCAAGGAUAUGAUUACAAUGAGAAGGCAAAAGAGCUUAUGGCAGGAUAUGCCAUUAUCAGGAAGGAUGUUUCAUCUGCCAAGAAGUCUCUCAGAUCAGAAUCUGACUGGUGCAGAGUGUAUGAUGCCUGGGCUAGAGGUGUUCAGGUUCUUUAUCCACACCAUGAGGCUGAACUCAAAGUUUACUGGAAAUAUGUAGUCAAAGUUUUUUGGGCUGCACCUCAUGACUCUACAGUUGCUAUUCAUAUUGAUGAAGAAGUUUGA
Molecule: messenger RNA, 846 nt
Organism: Guyanagaster necrorhizus
Lineage: Eukaryota; Fungi; Basidiomycota; Agaricomycetes; Agaricales; Physalacriaceae
Exons: 2
Coding region: 1-846 (281 amino acids)
Source: RefSeq, a predicted model, not a curated record